CUUUUCUUAUGAUGGAUAAAACAUCACCAGGACAUGCUGCAGAGUUGCUACAAAAGCAAGACAAAGCUGCAGAAUGCUGAUGUACAAACCUGUGAUAAUGUUAAACCCAUCUCCCACACCAAAGCUGUUUUCCUCCAUCUGCACUUCAAAAAUUAAAGGAGAAAGGUUUUAAACAUUGUAUGAUCCAUCAACAUGUUGCUCCUGCUUUUGUAAUGUGAAUCAGAGGAUAGAAAUGGACAAGCCUUCCAGGCUAAGGAAGACCCGGAAGCUGAGAGGGCACGUCAGCCACGGGCACGGCCGCGUGGGCAAACACAGGAAGCAUCCAGGAGGACGUGGUAAUGCUGGUGGUAUGCACCAUCACAGGAUUAACUUCGAUAAAUAUCACCCUGGUUACUUUGGAAAAGUAGGCAUGAGACACUAUCACUUGAAGAGAAACCAAAAGUUCUGUCCUACUGUCAACCUGGAUAAACUGUGGACGCUUGUCAGUGAACAGACCAGGCUCAAUUAUGCCAAAAACGAGGCUGGUCUGGCCCCGGUCAUCGAUGUGGUGCGCUCGGGCUACUACAAAGUCCUGGGCAAGGGGAAGCUGCCCAAGCAGCCUGUAAUUGUGAAAGCAAAGUUCUUCAGUAGAAGAGCAGAGGAGAAGAUCAAAGAAGUUGGUGGUGCCUGUGUGCUUGUGGCAUAAAAGUUUUUGUUUUAUUCAAAUUUUUUGAAUAAAAACAAUGGGUAAAAUGAAUUGAUAUACAGAA
Messenger RNA from Myiozetetes cayanensis, 749 nucleotides. It is a transcript of the gene RPL27A, whose product is annotated as ribosomal protein L27a. The record is from RefSeq and is a predicted model, not a curated record. The coding region runs from base 233 to 685 and encodes 150 amino acids. NCBI's taxonomy places the organism in Eukaryota, Metazoa, Chordata, Aves, Passeriformes, Tyrannidae. Gene Ontology annotation, molecular function: structural constituent of ribosome. The transcript is spliced from 5 exons. Gene Ontology annotation, biological process: translation. Gene Ontology annotation, cellular component: ribosome; cytosolic large ribosomal subunit.